AUGGCUCAGUUUAAGAACGUCCUUAUCAUUGGAGCUUCUGGCUUUUUUGGCAAUCUUGUGCUAGAGGCUCUCCAGAAAGACUCGGACUACACAUUAACGCUCUUGCAGAGGACAUCAUCUAAGACACGUUUGCCGGAACAUCUGAACAUACUCACCAUCGCCGACUCAUACCCAAUUGAGGAACUUACUUCCGCAUUCGAGGGGCAGGACCUCAUUAUCAAUUGUAUUACAACGCUGUCGGUGAAGGACCAAUACAGAAUGGUAGAUGCCGCUAUCGCCGCGGGGGUCAGACGCUAUGUCGCCAGCGAAUACGGGCUAAACAACAUGAACCCAAAAGCACAGGCCCUCAACAAUGUCUUCGCGGACAAGGGGAAAGUCCAAAGCUAUCUACGUGCGAAAGGCGACGAAGGCCAGAUCGAGUGGAUGAGCAUCUCUUGCGGGAUAUGGAUCAAGUGGGGGAUGGCGCACGACUUCGUCGGCAUGCACGUGCGAGAGCGCCGGUUCGUGUUCUGGGACGACGGCGAGGGGUUAUUCUCCUGCACGACCGAGGAGAACACCGCCGCUGGUCUUGUUUCGGCGUUGAAGGUCCCCGAGGAGACGAAGAACAAGAAUCUGUUUUUGAGUGAUUUCGCUAUCAACCAGCGACAGCUUUUCGAUGCGAUUGAGAGAAUCCAGGGUAUCAAGUACCAAAUCGAGACAAUCGACAGUGAGAAGCUCAUCGCGGAGAAGAAGGAGGCGGAAAAACAGGGCGAUGGAUCCGCGACGAUGGCACUCAUUGAAACAGGAUUCGUAACCGGCAAGUUUGGCGGGCAUUUAGAGAAAGAGGGUGUUAUUAUGAACCAAAAGCUUGGGCUUCCUGAGCGUAUACUGGAUGAGGUCGUGGCUGAUGCUCUGAAGUCGCUGGGAGUUCUGUAG
Molecule: messenger RNA, 915 nt
Organism: Xylaria bambusicola
Lineage: Eukaryota; Fungi; Ascomycota; Sordariomycetes; Xylariales; Xylariaceae
Product: NmrA-like family protein
Exons: 2
Coding region: 1-915 (304 amino acids)
Molecular function (GO): oxidoreductase activity
Source: RefSeq, a predicted model, not a curated record